AUGGCGGAAAUUCAAAUUCCGAAUCAACGCAAAUCCAGCAGCUCUAUAUCACCACACGUGCGUAUUCAACGCGAGCGCUGGUCAUAUGGACACGACCGACACGGCUCUUUCCAGCAAAUAGACGAGUUUGCAUCCAAUUACACCUGUUGGGCGUUUGCGCUAAGCAAGGAACACGAGACAUCACAACGAAUUUUGGGCAACCAAUAUUACACUUGGCUUGGACCACUUCGAGCUGGACUCGAGUAUCAGAUCAAUGUGGUCUAUUUGAACCGCGAAAAUCGUGUGGUAGCCAGAUGCAUGACAACCGUUCGAACCGUAUUCUCACAAGACGAACUCUCUGAACUAUACAACAAGGCGACACGAUGGUCGAAUCAAAAGAUGACACAAUUAACAAACCUCACUCGCUGUAAACCACAUGAAUACUUCGAUGACAUUCAGAAUAAUCACGGAGGGUUGAUGCGCACUUAUUUGAAAGACCUGAAUGGACACGAGGCGUCAGCAAUCAACGGAAAACUCAAAGGACUAUUUUUCGCGGCUCGUCUAUGGAGUCAAUAUUCUUUCGGAGGCGGCAGCUAUUCAUUUUUCGGGGACCGUCGUCUGACCAUACCAAUCGAACGUUUAAUUGAACGUCCAGAACAGACGAAUCUAUAUUUCGCUGAUUUCUACUGCAAUUACACACAACACUACGUGACAAUUGUGGUCACCAAAGAAGGCUCGAUGGCUGACUGUUUUUGUGCGGAACAUUUGAUUAAGAUGGAAAUUGACGCAAAUCCUUUCUUCACAGUG
Anisakis simplex (herring worm) is the source of this 786-nucleotide messenger RNA. The record is from the annotation of a GenBank genome assembly. Lineage: Eukaryota; Metazoa; Nematoda; Chromadorea; Rhabditida; Anisakidae.